This is a messenger RNA of Panonychus citri (citrus red mite), 2211 nucleotides long. Its product is annotated as protein ABHD13-like. Gene Ontology annotation, biological process: proteolysis. Bases 583 to 1797 code for a protein of 404 amino acids. Gene Ontology annotation, cellular component: membrane. The record is from RefSeq and is a predicted model, not a curated record. The transcript is spliced from 3 exons. Lineage: Eukaryota; Metazoa; Arthropoda; Arachnida; Trombidiformes; Tetranychidae. Gene Ontology annotation, molecular function: serine-type peptidase activity; palmitoyl-(protein) hydrolase activity.
AAAUUUACCAAGAGUUUUGGUUCGGUUCUUAAUUGCUAGUUAAUUACUUGACGAUUGGUUAAUUUUCAAAAUUAAAUCAACGUGAAGGUGAUUUGAAAUCAAUGGACAAAUUGAUUAGUUAACAAAAAUUUUCAAAAUUUCGGUCUCAUUGUGAUUUUUUUGUCAAUUGUUCCAAGAUUUGUAAUCAUUCAAAACAGAAAACAAAUUGUCCAAAAUCUAAUUUAAUUGUGAAACAAUUAAGUCAAAAUUAGGAACAUAAAUUGUUAACUUAAUUGUUUCUUUGUCUGAAAAAAAGUUGACUAGAAAAAGUUUUUGGUUUGGCUUUACCUCUAAUCCAUUGUUAACCUUAACACUACCAGUUAAUUGUUUAUUAUCCUGAUAAUUACAGUGAUUGUUUUUCAUGAUUAUCGAUCUCUGAGUGACCAAAGGUCAUGUAAUCAGUUGAUAUAAACCAAUCCUGUUACUUUGAUAUUCCUUUUCUUUUAAAAAACAAUCCAUGACUGAUUCAUUUUUGGUGUUUACCUUUUGUUUUUUACCAUUGGAGGCAAACCAUUUACUUAUUAUUAUCGACAAUUCAAUAUUAUGAAUCUAUUUCGAUCUGUUUUCGACAAGUUUAAUUAUCGACCUAAUUACGAGACUUCAUCAAGCUUCAGGAUGACCUUAAGGUUAAAGAAAUUUUUCUCUCCAAGUGUCCGUCAAGUGUUGACCAUCAUUGGAAUCAUUUUGAUGAAAUGCUGGAGAAAUAUUCUUUUACUAUUAACCAUUUUUUGUAUAAUUCUGGUUCUUUUGGGUUUCUGGUAUAUUAUUUUCUUUACCCCGUUGGCUGUUGUCUAUUUUCUUUGGAAAUUAAGUGACGAUUUAAUCUAUCACCCUGAUAGUCCACCCGAUUCUAGGAAAAAUGUCGCUUCUCCUUCAACGGUUCAACUUCCGUUCACUGAUCUCUACCUUACAACCGAGGAUAAUGUUAAAAUCCACUGUAUGUUCAUUCAACAACGUGACACAGAUUCCAGAUCAUCGGGUGAAUCACCGGCCACUUUUCUCUAUCUCCAUGGAAAUGCUGGAAACAUUGGCCAUCGAUUGAAUAACGUUGCCGAGCUGUUUCAUUUUCUCAAAGUUAAUAUCCUUCUAGUUGAAUAUCGAGGAUAUGGUUACAGUCAAGGGAGACCAAGUGAAAAAGGACUUUACAAAGAUGCACAAGCAGCGUUAGAAUUUCUUCAUAAAAAGGCCAACAUUGAUAAGAAUAAAAUUAUUCUCUAUGGAAGGUCACUUGGUGCCGCUGUAGCGAUCAAUCUAGCGACAGUUGCCCGAUAUCGAAAUGCAUUCUCAUGCCUAAUUGUUGAAAAUACGUUUACCAAUUUACCUGAUAUUGCGAAGAUUGUUGUUGAUAAUGUUUUCAUUAAAUGGCUUCCAAAUUGGGUCUUUGGUAAUCGUUAUGAUUCAAUAUCCAAAAUUUCCAAUAUAAAAGUGCCAAUUCUAUUUCUUUCUGGACUUGCCGAUGAAAUUAUUCCUCCUUCAAUGAUGACCAGUUUAUUUCAAACAUCGACCAGUCCAAUGAAAUUAAUUCAUACCUUUCCAAAUGGAAAUCACAAUUUCACUUGGAGAUGUGAUGGUUAUUACCAAGUAAUUAACAAUUUUUUAAUCAAAGUUUUCACAGAUUAUUCGCACAUUGAAACCUUUCUGACAAACGAUUCUGAUAAUCUGAGUGGAAUUGAUCAAAUUCAUACAAGUGAAGACGACGAAAGUGAUGAGGAUGAAAUUGAAACUUCCACUGGUAUUUAUCAUCGACUUCCUGUGUAAAUGGAUCUGAAAACAUUCAUCUCUCUCUUUUUACUCUAAUUCUAAAUCAAUCUAUAAUUUCCUACAAGUUUAAUUAUCAUUAUUAUUAUUUAUUAUUAUUCUUGUAACAAUAAUUUAAGAUUGAUGAUGAUAAUUAUUUUCUGUGAUAACGAGAAGAAAAAUCAACAAUCAAUCAAAAUGCGACCUAAUUAUAUGUAUAUUUUCCUGUUUCCAAUUUGUUUUCAAUCGAUUAUCUUAAAUUGUAUGCUAAUUAGUGCCUAGUGUUUUAAUUGUGCAGACUUUAAAUUGUCGCAAUCAAAUUGAAUCAAUCAACAUGUUCACAAAUUACGAUUGACUUUCUGCACAAUUGGUGUCAAUAAAUCAUAUCCUCUUUUUACCAAGUCAAAUUCAAUAAAAUUUAUCCACUCAAAUUUA